Myotis daubentonii (Daubenton's bat) is the source of this 1768-nucleotide messenger RNA. RefSeq names its product BTB domain containing 17 (gene BTBD17). The record is from RefSeq and is a predicted model, not a curated record. NCBI's taxonomy places the organism in Eukaryota, Metazoa, Chordata, Mammalia, Chiroptera, Vespertilionidae. Gene Ontology annotation, molecular function: protein binding.
GUCUGGCUUCGCUGUCCCUUCAGUGCACGUGGGGGGGGGGGCACAAAGAUGCUGAGGCUGGGCCGCACCAAGCGUGGGCCCUGGGGCACCUUCUGGGCCAUCCUGACCUUGGUGGGCCUGGCCACGCGCGCAGCCCAGAGAGCUGAUGUCGGGGGCGAGGCCGCGGGCACCUCCAUCAACCACUCCCAGGGGCUGCUCCAGCGCCUGCAGGAGCUCCUGCGGCAGGGCAACGCCAGCGACGUGGUGCUGCGGGUGCAGGCUGCGGGCACCGACGAGGUCCGCGUCUUCCACGCCCACCGCCUGCUGCUGGGCCUGCACAGCCAGCGGUUCCGGGAGCUGCUGAGCAACCAGAGCGAGGUGCUGCUGCAGGAGCCCGCGGACUGCGCCGCUGUCUUCGACAAGUUCAUCAGGUACCUCUACUGCGGCGACCUGGUGGUGCAGCUGGCCCAGGCCAUCCCCUUGCACCGACUGGCCGCCAGGUACGGCGUGGCCUCCCUGCAGCGGGGCGUGGCCGACUACAUGCGCGCGCACCUGGCGGGAGGCGCGGGCCCGGCGGUGGGCUGGUACCACUACGCGGCGAGCACCGGGGACGAGGCGCUGCGCCAGAGCUGCCUGCAGUUCCUGGCCUGGAACCUGUCGGCGGUGGCGGGGAGCGCCGAGUGGGGCGCCGUGAGCCCCGAGCUGCUGGCGCAGCUCCUGCCGCGCUCGGACCUGGUGCUGCAGGACGAGCUGGAGCUGUUCCACGCGCUGGAGGCGUGGCUGGGCCGCGCGCGGCCGCCCCUCGCGGUGGCGGAGCGGGCCCUGCGCGCCAUCCGCUACCCGAUGAUCCCGCCGGCGCAGCUGUUCCAGCUGCAGGCGCGCUCGGCCGCCCUGGCGCGCCACGGCCCCGCGGUGGCCGACCUGCUGCUGCAGGCCUACCAGUUCCACGCCGCCUCGCCCCUGCACUACGCCAAGUUCUUCGACGUCAACAGCAGCGCCUUCCUGCCCCGCAACUACCUCGCGCCCGCCUGGGGCGCCCCGUGGGUCAUCCACAACCCAGCCCGCGACGACCGCAGCACCAGCUUCCAGACGCAGCUGGGCCCCAGCGGCCACGACGCGGGCCGCCGCGUCACGUGGAACGUGCUCUUCUCGCCGCGCUGGCUGCCCGUCAGCCUGCGGCCCGUCUACGCCGACGCCCCGGGCACCGCGCUGCCCGCCGCGCGCCCCGAGGACGGCCGGCCGCGGCUGGUGGUCACGCCGGCCAGCAGCGGCGGCGACGCGGCGGGCGUGAGCUUCCAGAAGACCGUGCUGGUGGGGGCGCGCCUGCACGGCCGCCUGCUGGUGCGCCACGCCUACAGCUUCCACCAGAGCAGCGAGGAGGCGGGCGACUUCCUGGCGCACGCGGACCUGCAGCGGCGCAACUCCGAGUACCUGGUGGAGAACGCGCUGCACCUCCACCUCAUCGUCAAGCCCGUCUACCACACCCUCAUCCGGACCCCCCAGUAGCCAAGGGGCGGGGACGGGGAACCUGGCGUCCCAGGCGCUUCGGGGCUGGGAAAUAAAGGCCUGGCAUCGUGGCCUGGGGACUGGCAGGGGCGCUGCAAGGGGUGGUGCCGACACUGCCCCCUGAAUAACCAGGUGCCGGUGAGGGCGGAUGGAGCCCAGGUGAGGAGUGGUAGACCAGAUGCCUGGGUUCAGCAGCUGAUUCCACAACUGACUUGCAGAGGAUACUUUUGGUUGAAUAAACAGAUGCUCAGAGAAGCGAGGGAUGAUUGAACCACCCAGACCC